ACACGCGCUCGCAUAUAAGACACAAGUCGGGGGGAGAGAGCGUAAAGAUUAUUUCCCUCGCUUUGUAGACUCACAUCAAGAAGACAAAAGAACAAGAGAAGGACUUGAGCUAUAAAUUGCAUUGUCAGUAUGGCACAGAAGGAAAAGUUGCAGUGUCUCAAAGAUUUCCAUAAGGACACGCUGAAGCCGUCUCCCGGUAAGAGUCCCGGCACACGUCCCGAAGACGAGGCGGAGGGCAAAGCACCACAGCGGGAGAAAUGGGCCAGCAAGCUGGAUUUCGUGCUCUCUGUGGCUGGAGGUUUUGUCGGGUUAGGCAACGUUUGGCGUUUCCCGUACCUCUGCUACAAGAAUGGCGGAGGUGCAUUUCUCAUCCCCUACUUCAUAUUUCUGUUUGGUGGAGGUUUGCCCGUCUUCUUUCUGGAGGUGGCACUCGGCCAGUUCACCUCUGAGGGAGGAAUCACCUGCUGGGGGAAACUCUGCCCCAUUUUCACUGGAAUCGGCUACGCCUCGAUCGUGAUCGUGUCUCUGCUGAACAUCUACUACAUCGUGAUCCUGGCGUGGGGUCUGUACUACCUGCUGCAGUGUUUCCAGCACGAGCUGCCCUGGGCUCGCUGCAGGCACAGCUGGAACACCGCGAACUGCGUGGAGGACACCGUCCGCAAGAACAAAACCCUCUGGCUCUCCACCAACGCAGCCAACCUCACCUCGCCGGUCACCGAAUUCUGGGAGAGGAACGUCCUCAGCAUCUCUUCGGGGAUCGACGAGGUCGGCGGGCUGAAGUGGGAGCUGGCACUGUGCCUGCUGGCUGUCUGGAUCAUCUGCUUCUUCUGCAUCUGGAAAGGAGUCAAAUCCACCGGCAAGGUGGUCUAUUUCACAGCAACGUUUCCUUUCCUCAUGCUGAUUGUGCUGCUGGUUCGCGGUGUGACUCUGCCUGGUGCUGCCGAGGGCAUCAAGUUUUACCUUUACCCUGAUCUGACCCGCCUAAAAGAUCCUGAGGUGUGGAUUGAUGCAGGCACUCAGAUCUUUUUCUCUUAUGCUAUUUGUCUUGGUGCAAUGACAUCACUGGGAAGCUACAACAAGUACAAGUAUAACUGUUACAGGGACUGCAUGCUGCUCGGAUGCCUGAACAGCGGUACCAGUUUCGUGUCAGGCUUUGCCAUCUUCUCCGUCCUGGGGUUUAUGGCUCAGGAGCAGGGAGUGGCCAUCGUCGAUGUGGCCGAAUCAGGUAAUGCUCAGGGUCAAAGGUCACCAACCUGCUCACACAGAACUCUUGGAAUGAGAGGGAGAAAGAUCAUUUAUGCACUCAUUCCUGAUGUGAAACUUCAUCUCUCUGCGGCUGUGCGCCAGCGACAGUGCCCCAAUGCUCACAUAUCACGAGACGCUGAAAGUAUUCCAGUCUCAUAUGACCUGCUGAAAAGCCAACGUGCGGUGGAUCACAUUUCCUUUUGCUGGUACGUAAAUAAUUCUCAAAUAGCACUGGUACUUCUUGAAUCAGUUCCAUCGCAUGUGUGUUUUUUCUGCCAUCAGUUUGUAGAAGUGGAGGGUCAGAUCACCUCUCUGGUGGACCUGUACCCAUCCCUCCUAAGGAAGGGAUACCGGAGAGAAAUCUUCAUCGCUGUGAUCUGCGUCAUCAGUUACCUGCUGGGACUCACCAUGGUCACUAAAGGUGGCAUGUACGUCUUCCAGCUGUUUGACUUCUACGCCGCCAGCGGUGUGUGCCUUCUCUGGGUUGCAUUCUUUGAAUGUGUUGCAGUAGCCUGGGUUUACGGGGCUGAUAAUUUCUACGAUGCUAUAGAGGACAUGAUCGGCUACAGACCCAACAGCUGGAUGAAAUGGAGCUGGAUGCUGAUCACACCCGUGCUUUGUGUUGGUUGUUUUGUCUUUUCAUUGGUGAAAUACAAGCCGCUCACCUAUAACAAGUUUUACGAGUAUCCUGAUUGGUCCAUUGGAUUGGGUUGGGCUCUUGCGCUGACUUCUAUGAUUUGCAUCCCGAUGAUGGUCGUCAUCAAAAUCAUCCAAUCAGACGGCUCCCUGAUAGAGCGGAUCAAAGCCGUGGCGGCGCCGGUUAAAGGAGGUGCAAGCUCUCGUCCGAAGGAGUACAGCCAGAAGAACAGCGAGCUGCUUCACCCGCUGGACCCCAACGGCAUCCACACCUUCGCCAAACACAGCCACACCAUCAUAGAAACUACUAUGUGAGGCUCUCUAAGAGAGAUUCCCAUAUUCUCCCGCUCCUGUCCUCUAUAUGGGAGAUCCCGUUUUCCUGGUGUCCCACUCCCUUCCCCACCAUUCCACUCUCUCGCUCUGCACUAGUGCGUUUUUAUGAAAUGAUCUUAUAUCAAUAUAUCUUUUUUGCAUUGUAGGAUUUGUAUUCUGAUUAUAAUCAAUGGUAUUAGCAUUAAUGCUGAUAUUGUAAUAACCUGAUGUGAGCUUGCUGUCUGGGGCGGUUUGUUUAAUCUGUAGUGUUUCACAUUAAGCCACGUCCUAACCAGGAACGACAGGAUUUACUGCUCAUCUCAUUAUGAUUUCUUUCAUAUUUUGGAAUUUUGGUCCUACAGAGCCACAAUGAGACAUUUUGCUUUCUAUUUUGGUCCUGUCAAUCUGAAUAGCCCAGCCAACAACAAAAAUUGUCUUAAAUUUUUGUCUU
Molecule: messenger RNA, 2644 nt
Organism: Sinocyclocheilus grahami
Lineage: Eukaryota; Metazoa; Chordata; Actinopteri; Cypriniformes; Cyprinidae
Product: sodium- and chloride-dependent taurine transporter-like
Exons: 14
Coding region: 130-2196 (688 amino acids)
Biological process (GO): taurine transmembrane transport; sodium ion transmembrane transport; amino acid transport
Cellular component (GO): cell projection; plasma membrane
Molecular function (GO): gamma-aminobutyric acid:sodium:chloride symporter activity; taurine:sodium symporter activity
Source: RefSeq, a predicted model, not a curated record